Molecule: messenger RNA, 4551 nt
Organism: Eriocheir sinensis (Chinese mitten crab)
Lineage: Eukaryota; Metazoa; Arthropoda; Malacostraca; Decapoda; Varunidae
Product: galactoside alpha-(1,2)-fucosyltransferase 1-like
Exons: 6
Coding region: 2685-4001 (438 amino acids)
Biological process (GO): carbohydrate metabolic process
Cellular component (GO): membrane
Molecular function (GO): galactoside 2-alpha-L-fucosyltransferase activity
Source: RefSeq, a predicted model, not a curated record
AGUCCUCGACGUGUCACCGAGUCGUGUGUAUGCGUUCAGUGCGUCCUAUCACAUUGUCAGGGCAACAUAAGAGCCUCGCACCACGAAUGGCCGGUCCCAUUCAGCACACUACGACCUCCUGAACUGUGUGUAUACAAUCAGCCAAUCAAUCGUGUCUUCCACCCUUUGACGCCAAACCCAGGGGUUCCUCCUAGGAAGUCUCCAUGUAGUGGUCCGAACUUGGGGUACAAGAUAACCCAGUGAUUUGAGUGGUAAAUUAGGAGAAAAGGGGAGGGGGAAGCAAGUGGGUUGAGGACUCGACGUACUAUUAUAAGGGGUAUCUUUUGGAUAGCUGCCACCACCCCAACGAUCUAAGGAAACUAACAACCAUAUCCCCGUCAAGCGACGUUUCCCUACCUUGCAGGUUUGCCAGGUCAAAACCUUCCGUGAAACACUCUCAUCUGGUAACACUGCAAUCAAGAGCAUUCGGUUAACGGAAAUCGGUGUCCUUAACAUUUUCUAUAUGCAGGAAUCUAUGCCUUCCCUUAUUAACAUGGCCACCGUAGUUAAUUCUAUGAUGUUUUCAUUAAUUUGAUUGCAUAAACAAACAAACUAACCGAACAAACUUGUCACAUCCACAUAGGAAUAAGCAAAAACCAGCUGUAUCAUACUCUUAAGUUUAUUUAAUCUCACAAGCAAGAAAAAUAUGCUGGAAUGAAGAAUUCAGUCAUUAGUCCACGCACACAGCUACCUAGCUAAAUGUCUUAAAAUACCUUAGACAAGACAAUACUUAUCAACCAGUAGAUGGGCGCGCCUGGAGCCGCCCGCAGAUGCCACGUGGUCCUCACGCCCACGAUGGAGUCCCCUAGGAUCCAAAACAUGCACGCCGCUUCAAAAAACACUCGCAAAGUGCUCCUCCAGCAAACACGCCUCUGGUAACCUCCUAGGGCCGCCUCUGCCUGAAACACACAGUCGAGGUGACUUGUGGAUGCUUGCAAGGUAGGAAGACCCACCACGAUGUAACACGUGGAGCCGAGAGGAGAGAAGGCACGUCCGCCAGCAGACUGCAGAGAGGUCACACCAAGAUGAGAGCGGGGCCCGGGCUUCAAGCUGGGUCGCCCUCGCCCUCGCUUGCCCGGCGGGCAAGAUUUACAUAGAUUUACAUAGAAAAUCAGACCACACAGACCCCAUGGUCCAGACUUGGUGGUCUGUCCUUAAACCUAAGUGAUUUUACAUUAAUCAGAAGACUCCAAAACGUUGCAUUUCUACUCUAGUUGAUAUUAAGUUGAAGGAAGUGACGGUCGAGCUUAUUUUUGAAGGAGUCAAUCGUGUUACACUGGACCACUGACGGUGGGAGCUUAUUCCAUUCUCGCACUACAACGUUGGUGAAGAAAAAUUUGGUGCAGUCUGAAUUUACUUGUCUACAUCUGAGUUUUACGCCAUUGUUCCUCGUGCGCAAAGUGUCAUCGAUCAUAAACAAUGUUGAUCUGUCUACAUUCGUGAAACCAUUAAGUAUUUUAAAACAUUCGAUCAGUUUUCCUCGGAGGCGACGUUUCUCAAGAGAGAACAUGUUAAGGGUAGAAAGCCUUUCUUCGUAGGAUUUGUUGCGCAAGGAAGGGAUAAUUUUCGUUGCCCGACGCUGAACACCUUCUAAUUUAGCAAUAUCCUUUGCAUGGUGGGGAGACCAAAACUGUACCGCAUAUUCCAAGUGGGGUCUGACUAAACUGUUGUAGAGCGGGAGUAUUACAUCUUUAUUCUUAAAUAAAAAGUUUCUUUUAAUGAAGCCCAACAUUCUGUUCGCUUUAUUUGCUGCAUCGAUGCAUUGCUGUGAGAAUUUGAGGUUUGACGCGAUUUUGACCCCCAAGUCCUUGACGCAUUGAACGCUUUUGAGUUUAACGCCGCGCAUUUCGUAAUCAAACUUUUUAUUCCUCGUUCCAACUUGAAGGACCUGGCACUUGUCUACGUUAAAGGGCAUCUCCCAUCUAUCCGACCAAGCUGAAAUUUUGUGCAAAUCCUCUUGGAGGCUUUGCCUGUCUUCGUCAGUGAGAACCGAGUUGCCAAUCUUUGUGUCGUCUGCAAAUUUACUAAUGCGGUUAUUGAGUCCAACAUCCACGUCGUUGAUGUAAAUAAUGAAGAGCACUGGGCCAAGAACCGAGCCCUGAGGGACGCCACAACUGACAUCUCUCGUCCUGAUUGCACUUAAUCUAACGCCCUUACGGCUAUGGGUUAUUAUUUGUUAAUACCCUAACAGUGCCGGGGAAGUGCUCCGUGCCUCUCUGCAGACGAAAUUAUGAUAGCGAUUCUCGUGUUAGUGUCUUCUCCUUCCCGAAGAAUCCAGAGCAGCUGACCACAUGGGUCCGGGCCAUUCACCGCGAGGAUUCUUUUGUCCCCACAAACCAUACCAAAUUUACCUGCCAGUUUUCAAGUCCUUGUUCGCGUCAGAAGUGAGACAACAGAAGCCUGACCAAGGAGGCGCUGCAAUUAGAACUAGCAGUGUAGUUGUCUGUCCUGAAGACUGCAUUUAUUUUACCCUGUGAGCAGGAUAACCAAACUUAAGAUUCAAAACCCACGGCGAAUAUCAACACACAACCUGCUGGUAGUGACGGACGGAUCGUAACUGAACGCACGAGUUCCUCUCCCGCUUUAGAAUACGCAAACGAAAAGAUAGCGGUGGGAACUUGCAUAUCAUCUAACCCCUUGACACAAUGAAAGCAUUUCGGCUAAGUAGACUUUCUACAAUACUUUCAGGAUCAGUUUUCAUUCUUAUAAUGUUAUAUGUAUCUUACCCAAUAAGUCGUCCACAACUACUACAGCAGGAGAGCGAUAACACAAAGAAAGAUGAUCAGCUCCAUGAAGAUAAUCCAAAACUUAAAAACAUUCUCGACACCAUAAAAAGAUACUUGCCAGAACAGUCUUCGAGUGGGAAAAUUUUGCACGAUAACUCUUCUGAGGCUGAUCCUGAUGAUGUCCACGACUUAAGGCCUGACGACAUCUUUGAUCUUAGCCCAGCAGAUUGGCGGCCUACGCCUCCCAUGAUUCCUGUUGCGACCAACACGGAGGAGUGUCUGCCACAGAUGAAGGACCUCCGCGUUCAACCCGUCAACGAGCAAGACUGUGAUCAACCCUACGUGCUGAUGAAUCACGGCGGGCGGCUGGGGAACAAGUUGUGCCAGUACGCCAGCGUCUACCUCCUGCGACAUCUUUACGGAGUCAGGGUGGCCAUUAGAAAAUCUAUGCAGAACAACUUACAGGGCGUAAUGAAGGACAUCUCCUUGCCAACACACGAAGCCGGUUGUUUCCCAAGUAACACUACCAAUCUCAGGUACGACGCUAUGUACAUGAAGCUUUACACGGCAGCAAAGGAAGCCAGGCUCGGAACCACAAACAAAAACUUAAUAACGACGCCGCUGCUCAACCAGUCCUACUACGUGUUCAACAACCCUGGACCUCGUGCCCUCCUCAUGGACCAUCGGGACCUGCUGCGUUCCAUUCUCAGGUUCAAAGACGAGAUAAUCUCCAAGGCUAUUGGAAACAUUGACAAGGCCAUCAAACCAUACAACGCUACGUAUUACCGAAGGGACUUUCCUAUCGUCACUGUGCAUGUUCGGCGAUCGGACUACACUGGCUACAUCAGAAGGAAAUAUAACUUGACGCAGUUGGACGAAGUUUACUUCAAAAGAGCCUUUGACUUCUACAAGGAAAGGUUGAAAGGGCCCGUGUUCCUUGUGCUGAGUGACGACCUGGCGUGGUGCAGGAAAAAUCUGGCGACAAAGGACGUGGUGGUCAUGGAUGGAGCAACCGCGGCCGUAGAUAUGGCUACAGUCAGCCUUGGAGACCACCACGUCACCAGUUACGGCACCUACAGCUUUACUGCAGCCUUGUUGGGUCCCGGGCACAUCACACACCCCAUCGACCACAACAGACGGUACAAGGUCGUUGACUGUGUGCAAUCAUCUUACUUCCAUUUUAUAUCCAGGGACAAGACAUAUGAGAUUGACAACUCUCGUGUAAAACUGGUGUAGUGUCUUUGGUGGCUCGGAGAUAAUAGUGUAGAAAAUAUGGCGGUAGGAGAGACAAAUUACGUCAAGAAAAGGAAAAUAGGCAAGAGGACCUGUGGCAUGCAAGGUUGCUGCUGCCAACUCUACAUUCAUUAACCAUGAAUGAGUGUGUUGCCACUCACCAGGGUUGAAAAAAAUCAUUAUUUAAAAAAAAGAAAAAAAAAUCGAUUUAAUUGGUUUGAAUCGGAGUUUUAUGAUUUCAAUCGAUAUUUUUUAUAUUUAAAUUAUUUUUUUUGCAUUAAUCCUUGUUUGUUUCCACUGAUUAUUUGUUUCAGUUCAGCCAUUUUCUUGUAUUAAACUUUGCCAAUGUUAAUUAAAUGAAACCAAAGUUUAAUAUACAUUACCCAAGAUGAGUUUUUCACACAAAUAUCAUAAGUAACCAUAAAAAUCAUAAGUUGCCUACUUAUCUAUUUAUAUGUUGUCAAAUUUGGAUCAUAUUAAUAAGAAAUUAGACUUAAUCAUGUUACUUUGCAUUAAGAAUAUAAUUAAGCUCAUUAAUUAAACUUCAUAAUUA